This is a messenger RNA of Condylura cristata (star-nosed mole), 2320 nucleotides long. Its product is annotated as cytochrome P450 2S1. The transcript is spliced from 9 exons. Gene Ontology annotation, molecular function: iron ion binding; oxidoreductase activity, acting on paired donors, with incorporation or reduction of molecular oxygen, reduced flavin or flavoprotein as one donor, and incorporation of one atom of oxygen; heme binding. The coding region runs from base 1 to 1485 and encodes 494 amino acids. Lineage: Eukaryota; Metazoa; Chordata; Mammalia; Eulipotyphla; Talpidae. The record is from RefSeq and is a predicted model, not a curated record. Gene Ontology annotation, biological process: xenobiotic metabolic process. Gene Ontology annotation, cellular component: intracellular membrane-bounded organelle; cytoplasm.
AUGGAGGCGCUCGGCACCGGCACGCUGCUGCUGCUGCUCCUGGCGCUGGCGCUGGCGCUGGCGCUGCUGGGGACCCGCACCCACGACCACCUGCCGCCCGGGCCCGCGCCGCUGCCGCUGCUGGGCAACCUCCUGCAGCUCCGCCCCGGGGCGCUGUACCAGGGACUCCUGCGGCUCAGUCAGAAGUAUGGACCUGUGUUCACCGUGUACCUGGGCCCCCGGCGCCGCGUGGUGGUCCUGGUUGGGCACAAGGCCGUGCAAGAGGCCCUGGGAGGCCAGGCCGAGGAGUUCAACGGGCGGGGGACAUUGGCCACGCUGGACGGCACCUUUGAUGGCCACGGGGUUUUCUUCUCCAAUGGGGAGCGGUGGAGGCAGCUGAGAAGAUUCACCCUCCUCGCGCUGCGGGACCUGGGCAUGGGGAAGAGAGAAGGCGAAGACAUUGUCCAGGCUGAGGUCCGGUGUCUGGUGGACGCAUUCCGGGAGACAAAAGGACGGCCAUUUGACCCCUCCCUGCUGCUGGCCCAGGCCACCUCCAACAUGGUCUGCUCCCUCGUCUUCGGCCGCCGCUUCCCCUACAAGGAUAAGGAGUUCCAGGCCAUGGUCCAGGCGGCUGGCGGAGUCCUGCUUGGGGUCAGUUCCCGGUGGGGUCAGGCCUACGAGAUGUUCUCCCAGCUCCUGCAGCACCUGCCCAGCCUGCACGCAGAUUUCCUUGGCCACGUGGGCACACUGGCCGCCUUUGCAGUCCAGCAGGUAGAGAAGCAUCGGGAAAACCUAGACACCUCAGGCCCUGCCCGUGACCUCGUGGACGCCUUCCUGCUGAAGAUGACACAGGAGAAACAAGACACUGACACGGAAUUCACGGACAAGAACUUGCUGAUGAAUGUCAUCUAUCUGCUGUUCGCCGGGACCGUGACGGUCAGCGCCACGACUCGCUACACUCUCCUGCUCCUGAUGAAGUACCCUCAGGUGCAAGAACGUGUGCGGGAGGAGCUGACCCGGGAGCUGGGCGCCGGCCAGGUGCCGGGCCUGGGGGACAGAGCCCGCCUCCCCUACACGGACGCGGUCCUGCACGAGGCCCAGCGGCUGCUGGCCCUGGUGCCCAUGGGCAUACCCCGCGCCCUUACCAAGACCACCUGCUUCCGAGGAUACAUCCUGCCCAAGGGCACUGAGGUCUUCCCGCUCCUGGGCUCUGUCCUGCAUGACCCCGAGGUCUUCGAGAGGCCAGAAGAAUUUCAUCCCGACCGCUUCCUGGACCGUAACGGCCACUUCACGAAGCCGGAGGCUUUCCUGCCCUUCUCCUUAGGAAAGCGCGUCUGCCCCGGGGAGGGCCUGGCGCGGGCGGAACUCUUCCUCCUGGUCACCGCCAUCCUGCAGACCUUCUCCCUGGACAGCCCGAGCCUGCUGGGCACCCUGAGCCUCCAGCCAGCUGUCAGUGGCCUUUUCAACAUCCCCCCAACCUUCCAGCUGCAAGUCCGGCCCCGCUGACCUCCUCCCCGCCUCACCUACCCACCAUGUGGACCCCACACAGGGGAGCUCAGGGAGGCCUCCACAGUGGGCGUGGACAUGGCUGCAUCGCUGGAGCCACAGGUCUACACAUGGCCGCCAACCACGUUCACACACCAGGCCAUUUUCUAGAGUCAGUCACACCACUACUCCACUACUCAGCCUACACAUCCGCAGGGCCGGCUCAGCUGCCCACGCGGCUGUCAAGAUGAAACUGGACACUGCUACCCAACCACGAGCGCCACCAGGCCACACAGGCUUUCCCAGACAUAAAUUUAGUCCAUGUGCGACCACAAGCACAUGCCCAGAAAACCCAUCAGCCCUGACACAACACAACUCCCCCUGAUUUGUGACCCCAAACUGCCACCACGUGCCAUUUUCACUUACCAAAGCCGCUGUGGUCUCUGAUCCUGGUACAGAGCCCCCGCACCCCUAACCCUAGUCAGGGCCUCCCGGCUCUUGACCACCACACCCAUGAGGCAAUACCCCGGCUCCUCUGCACCCUCAGCCCUCACGGCGCCCUUCUACCAAGUACCCUGGUUCCUACAUUCUCUGCAAAUAUGAACAAACCCCCCAGAGGCAAUUGGACACACAGAUCUGAAAACCAGGUAUACUUGGACACCCCAAAUCCCUAAGGCCCUGUUAAAAGCUUCCUCCAACUCGACCCACUGUCCCACUGUGUCAGAGUCGCCACUAGACCCGCUGGAAGGAGCAAGACACCAAACGGCAGGGUGCCGACUCCCGUGUCAGGGAUCAGGCCAAGUCUGACGUCCUUUUGACUCAAAGUUCCUUAUUUUGCAAUAAAAGGUUGUUUCUG